Molecule: messenger RNA, 4093 nt
Organism: Sapajus apella (tufted capuchin)
Lineage: Eukaryota; Metazoa; Chordata; Mammalia; Primates; Cebidae
Gene: SPATA1
Product: spermatogenesis associated 1
Exons: 10
Coding region: 1320-2525 (401 amino acids)
Source: RefSeq, a predicted model, not a curated record
UAUGUAACAGAAAUUAAAACUUUUAGCCUACGAAUUUGCAUACCAAUGAAUCAAUGAAUGUCCAUAUGCUAUAAUUAAUAUGGAUUAAUUCUUACCUAAUAAUGAAGUGACUAUAUAUGUAUGUGAGUCAUGGUUCCCCUAGGUUCACAAUAGAGGUUAAUAUUAAUACAAUGGCAUACAGAGUUUUGGGAUAGAUCUAUAAAUACUUUCUUAAAGUACUAAUGUGUUCUUAAAAUAGUGUUUGACGUGGUCAAAAUGAAUAAUCACAUUUUAAUUAUUGUAAGAAAUAUAGGAAGUAAUAUGCAAAACUAAGGAGAUUGUAUAUUUCAGGAAAUAAUCUUUUAAUUUUGAUACUAUUAAAACAAUUAGUAGUACUUGUUACGGUUUUGUAGAGCUAUAAUCAAUACCAGAUCAGAGGAAUUUUAAGUUUUGUUAGAUUUAAAUCAUUAUUUUAACAUAAGCCAAGGAAGAGCAAUGUUUUGAAAUCUAGGAAAGCUUCAGCUUUUGUGUCAGUACGAUUAGUAUAUCCUUAAGAAUUAUCCUACUUUGAUAAUUCCUUUUAGAGUAAUAAUUCAGAUACCUUAUUUUUCAAUUUUUCUUAAAUACAUUUAUAUAUUUUUAAUUGUAUCAUACAUUCUGGUAAACUGCCAUAAAUCCUCUGAGGAAAAAUACAGGAAAUAAUACACAAAUGAAGCCUGACAUAUUUAAAGAUUGGCAUUUUCAUCUGGAAUAAUCAUGUUUUUUAUUAUUGAGGCAUCAAAGCCCAGGAAGAAAUGUAUAUGGUUAAACAGUUUUCAUCAUUCUACAGCCAUUUUAACUAGCCAAGAGGCUAAUUAAAACUUUAGGCAUGCUUAGAAUUUGUAGUUGAUCCUAACCAAGAAUCAUAAAUUCUUUCUACUUCCAAACGUGUAUUUCUAAUUUAUGUAAAAUGCUGUUUAUGUAAACAUAAUUUUCAACCAAGAAAAGAUUUAGAGUAGUAAAAUAUGUCCCGGUCACAAGUUCAUUAUAAGGUAAUUUAUUACUUUACUUAGUUUUAUACAUUUAUGGUCAUUUCAUUACAAUUACCAGUCAUAUUUACUAGUAAAUGUCCUUUUGAGUUAGAAUAAUGAAGAUUGUAUAUAUUCCUAAGUUUUCAUUUUUAGUUUAUUUAAUGCUUUUGUGUUUUCCUUUUUAUUUCUUGAACAGAGACCAGAAAUGAGUGGAAUGCUAUCUUAAGCCAAAAAAAAAGUUAUAAUUUUUAUUUAAUACUACUUAAAUGAAGAAAGGUAAAAAAAGAAAAAAAUUCCAAUGAUAAUUAUCCCAUUCAGACAUUAGUGAAUAUGUCGCUCAAUCCAAGUCGACCUUCCUCAUCAGAGUUGGUGGAACUUCAUGUUUUUUAUGUCCCUGAGGGAUCAUGGAACUAUAAGCUAAAUACCAUUUCAACAGAAGUUGUUAACAGAUUCAUUUCAGCUGGAUUUCUGAGAGUAUCUCCUCAACUUACUUUACAAGCCCUGAGGGAGCAUCUUGGUGAGUUCCUGGGUGAAGAUGCUAUUGCAGAAAAAUUUUUGUUUCUGAAAUGCAUUGGAAAUAAUUUAGCUGUGGUGAAGGAAAAGCAAGAAUCAGAACUGAAACUCAGAUCAUUUACUCCUCCAUAUGCUCUUCAACCAGAAUUAUAUUUGCUUCCUAUAAUGGACCACUUAGGAAAUGUUUAUUCACCAUCAUCAACAGUUAUUUUAGAUGAGCAGCAGACUAAUAAUGGUGGUACUGAGGUUGAUGGAACAAUCCACAGACCAAUUAGUGUAACUUUGUUCAAGGAGGAACCUGGAAGAGAUCCCAGUUUGUUAGAAAACACUUUGAAAGAGCUUCCUAACAAGAAACAGGAAGAAGCAUCAGCUGGGGGAAAAGCCACUGCAGAACAAAGCCAGAUUGCAAAAAAUCAAAUUGGAAAUUCUGAGUUGCCAAGAUCAUUGGAAGAUUCAGAUAAUGAUUAUUUUGACAUCAAAAAAAGUCAGUGUCUUUGGAAAAAUGAAGAUGAUACAGCUAUCAACAGAACACAGGACAAUCAGAUAGCUGAAAAAGAGUACAUCACCUUACCAGAUCACCCUUUACUUCCUUGUCAACCUAUUCUUCCUUCAGAAAUAACUGCUAUCUCUUUAUUACAAACUGAAACCUAUUUUGGUUGGAAGAAAAAAUACUUGGAAACAAAGAAAGUCACAGCAUCAAUGGAGGAGGUUUUAACAAACCUUCGAGAAGAUUUGGAACUCUACUACAAAAAACUGCUCAUGCAACUUGAAGCCAGGGAGAUCAAGAUGAGACCAAAGAAUCUGGCAAGCAUCACAGGCCGUAAGAAUUACCUUAUAAUCCAGAUCACUGAGGUACAGCAUGCAAUUGACCAGCUUAAGAGAAAACUGGAUACUGACAAAAUGAAACUCAUAAUAGAAGUUAAGGUAAUUUACAUUUUUCCUAAUCAGAUUACAUUUUUCCUGAUGAUUUUCCUAAAUUCAUAUUAUUUAAAUAUGAAUAAUGUGUCUUCUACUAGAUGUUAAGUUUCCUUCCAGGCAGAGACUAUGCCUUAGUAAACUGUUUCUUUCAUGGAACCUUUUGUAUACCAGAUGCUUAGUAGAGGCUUCUGGGCAUAACUUUAUUUCGUGAGAAUUGUGUACAACUAACUACAUCAUAGGAAUUAUCUCUGAAGUACAGAUGUCUUAAAAAGCUUUUUUGUUGAACAGAAAACAGAAGAAGAUUAUACAUUUUCACACAAGUAUCCAUACAAGCCAGGAAAAUAAUCAUAUGAAUGCGCUCAUUUCUUUAUCAGAAACAGCUUUAUGAUACAUAAUAGUGGCUCCGUUCUAGAAUUAGCUCUUUUUAAAAAUUUUUAAAAAGAAAAUUAGAACUGUCCUGGGUUUCAGAUAAGAAUAAAAAUAAAUAAAAUUUAAAAAUAAAAAAAUAGAAUUUAGCACUGUCCAAUAGAACUUCAUGUGAUGAUAAAAUGUUCUAUGCCUGUACUGUCAGAUUGAUAACCACUAGUCACUUACUGAUAACUGAGCACUUGAAAUGUAGGUUGUGUGACUGAGGAACUGAAUUUUAAAUUUUAUUUAAUUUUAGUUAAUUUAAGUUUAGUUACAUGGCAAUUGGCUUCUACACUGGACAGUGCAGUUCUAGAUUAUUUUUACAAGCAGCAUUCUCGAGGCUAUAUAAGCCCUGGAUCAGCACUGAGAAGCUUAAAACUUAAAAUGGAAAAGGAAAAGAACAGAGAAUGAUUUUUAACAAAGUAUCAGUUAAAUAUGCACUUAAAAAAUAAUUUGUUUAAUGAAGGAAAACUGUGUUACUCAAUAUAUGGAGAUAGAGCCAAUAUGUAAAUUUGUAUACUUAACAAUAAUUGGGUAGGUACCAAGGAGUAAUAAAAAUGCCCCCAGAGGCUUGGAUUAUGACUCCCCUUAUGCUGUUUUCUUCCUGGAAAGCAUGUACAUUAGAUCCUAUAAUCUUUGUAUAUUUUAGCAUUAUAAAUGUCACUCAUGAUUUGAACCCAAAUUAGAAUUGUUAGUACAAAAACAGUAAAGACAAGUGAAAUAGGAGAAAAAAGAGAACAAAGUUUUCAGCCUAUAGGCUGGGGGAAAACAUCCUGUAUUUAACCAUAGUGCCUGAUCGACACAUAACAGACAUUAUAUAAGAAAUUUUAUUGAUUUCUGAAUGAUCUCCCCAAAACAACACUACCUACAAGAUUCAGAACUAAGGGACAAAAAAACCUAGCCUGAGUCUCUUUCAACCAUAUUUAUUCAAGAUAGUACAGCAUAAGUAGUGCUCCUCAAAGUUUAAUGCGAUAUCAUCUGAGGAUACUGUUUAAAAAUGCAAGUUCUGACUCAGUAGGUCUGGAUGCAGCCUGAGAUUCUUCAUACCCAACAAGCUCCCAAUUGAUGCUAAUACUGCUGGUUCACAAACAAGACUUGGAAUAGUACUGGAUCUGAUACCAGGUGGUUUGAGUUUGAAUCCUGGCUGUACCCACUUCACUUACUAGUUUUAUAUGCUGAGCAAAUUACUUAGCCUCUAAACGUCUCCAUUUCAACUGUAAAAUGGGGAUAAAUAUUAAUAAGUAUCUGACUCUACAAAAUUUUUG